Bipolaris victoriae FI3 is the source of this 1098-nucleotide messenger RNA. RefSeq lists its product as hypothetical. The coding region runs from base 1 to 1098 and encodes 365 amino acids. The transcript has 5 exons. The record is from RefSeq and is a predicted model, not a curated record. NCBI's taxonomy places the organism in Eukaryota, Fungi, Ascomycota, Dothideomycetes, Pleosporales, Pleosporaceae.
AUGGACCAACUGACCGCUGACCAGUUGGCCGCCCUGGCCCGGGAGGACAGAGGUCCUCUCACAAAGUCCAUUGUCAUUGCUUUCACGGUACUUUCCUAUGUUGCCGUAAGCCUACGACUGUUCACUCGUUUGCGCUACAUCGGACUGCAACUCGGUUGGGAGGCAAUGUCUACUGCCGUAUGCGUUUUCCAGAUUCUUCAGGCCGACGCAGGCAAUGGCAAGCAUGCAAUCUUCAUCGACUUUCCUGAAGGGUUCCGGCCAAUCCUCAAGUACCUGCUUUAUAGCAUCAUCUUUUAUAACCUCAGCCUUACCUUUACAAAGGUAUCCAUCCUGCUUCAAUACGGCCGAAUCUUCACCGUACGCAAGAUGCGCAUACCACUCUACAUUAUCAUGGUAUUGUGUAUAGUAUGGGGAGUUGCUAUGGUCGUCGUAGCAAUGUAUACAUGCGAACCCAUUCCUCCCAAAGUGGGUGAACCGCUGGAAUCCUCAUGUAUAGACUACCUAACCAUCUGGUUCCUCAAUGCCGCCAUAAACAUCCUCACCGAUCUUCUUGUGGCCUUCCUUCCUGUAAAGGUCAUCUGGAACCUACAAAUCGCCAAACGCCCGAAGAUAGCCCUCAUCGCAAUUUUGACAAUUGGAUGGUUCGUGUGCUUGGUAUCCUUCCUUCGCCUCCACGCACUCACUGUUCUUGUCUCAAACCAACGAGACUCUACCUACUACAGUGCACCAGUAGCGUACUGGUCCUCAAUCGAAAUGAACCUGGCCAUUGUAUGUGCAUCGCUACCAGCACUCAAACCACUCAUGGUCAAGGUCCUACCCGGCUUCUCAUCGCGCGGUGGCAGCAAUAGCUAUGGGCUGGGAACGGGUGGACUAGGCAAAUCCAAAAGCAUGUCUCACGGCAUCAGAAGCACAGCGAGGCAUGCCGGCGCUGGUGACAUUGAGUUGGGUUCGUCCUCCCACGUGGCUCGCCCAGAAAAGUCCAGCGAUGACAACAUCUUGGGCAAAAACAUUUACGUUUCUCGACACAUUGAGCAGCACUAUGACGACAGCUCGAGGGUCAGCGAUAGCGAGAGCCAGAAAGACCUCGUACGACACUGA